AUGGUCGCAACCUUUUCACCACACCGGGAUGCCGGUGGCACACUUCACUUGCCAUCACCUACUGGCAUUCACCAUGUUGAUGCCAGUUCGGCCAUCAGGCAGCUGCGCCGAUCACUGUCUCGUUCUCCUUCUAAGAACUCAGACUUCCGCCCCCUGUCUUCACGAUCCCACUCUCACACCUCCAGUGCUCCAUUUAUUUCUUCCCCUCUCUCUCCUUCACGCAGAGGCAACCUCUUCUUCGUCCCGGCGACCACAUCGUGUUUAUCAACAAACACAAAAACACCCAUCUUCUCAACCUUCUCAACCACCCCAACACAAACCCCAACACAACAACCAGAACAACAAUCAACUCCUUUAGCUAUCCCCUUUCCACCCAGCGCAAAGAUUAGUCGACCAGUAAUGCGCAGGACUGGUUCCCUACAGAGCACGCGUAUUCGAACGUCCCCCAAGAGCCCGUCAAAACGCGUCCUCAACAUCUCCAGCGAUCACGGAAAUGCGACCACUGCGCAGUCUACUCCUGGCGUGACUGGCGACGAAAACGGUUUUGACAAAGAGAGCACGACACCCCCAGACUCUAUCCCAGGGCCUACCGUGCCAUUAGUUGAAAACAGCAGUAUUGCCUUGAAACCCAGCCUCGGUCGCAUCGAGAAGCGGCGCAGCGGUAACUUUGGUUCACUGGCCACGACUAUCAGCCCGCUCAAAAGAAGUGACGGGGCUAUGCAGCUGGACCAGACUGGCUUUGAAAGUCCUUCUGCAAAACGCCGCAGUCUGCACAGUGUUAGUGGGGGUGGCUUUGAUUUUAGCAUUUUCGACAGCACCGACAGUUCCAACGAGACGUCCGACAUCAUGGCCCGCGAUUUUGACGCGCACCCAUUGUUUUUCCCCAGUUCACCAGCUGGCCCUUUUGCCACCAUUCCAAAGCGCUCCUCCUCUCUGCGACGUUCGACUCUCCUGCAGCGUCAAGGGGAUCGAUCAAUUUUCAGUCGCUCGCGAUUGACCAAUGUUGACUAUGCUGACUAUGCUGAUUCUACCUCGGCUAGUCCUGCUCCAGUAAUGCAGCACCGCAUGUCUCUGGAUAGCAACCUCUCUUUAGCAUCUAAUCGCGAGAGCUUGUUUAGCCCUCAGCCGCGUCCUGCGGUGGUGGGAAGCUCCAUUUUCUCAACCACACCGCAUGACUCUGGAGUCACCACCACCACUACUCCUUACGCGGCCCACCCUCUUUCCCGAACCAUCACCCAGUCUUCUUCCAGCUCGAGCUUUGCUGAAGACUCACCAACUCACGAACCAAUUCACAAAGCUGAUCGCCCGAAAGCAAUCUUCAACUUCUCCAAAUCUCUUCCCGUUGGCGCAACAAGGCCUAGUGCAGCCCGGCAGCUGACCCGUGAAGACUCAAAUUCUUCUACCGAUUCGUUUGCAACCCCAGAAAACUACCGACAUGCUAAGCCUUGUGCUGCUGCAUUCAUGUCAACUGGGCUGAUAUCGAAGAAGAACCGCAACGCUGAAGAUCUCCAGGCCUCGUUUGGCGCCAGUAAAAACAUGCCUGACACUCCAUGUAAACGGUCUACAAGUUUUCUACCCACUGCUCAGAAGGCCUUGCCUGUUCGACCAGUCUCACGCCCAAAACUUUCUCGACAGUCCUUCCUCGUCCCCUCCACCCCGACCCAAAGCCAGAAUAACCGUCAGGCUUCAGGUUUAUUUGCUCGAGGAAGUGGCCUCUCCAGCAGCGUGUUCAAUCAACCAGACUCCUCCCGUCGAGAUAGCUUUGUAAGCACCGAUGGUGAUGAGCAAUCCUUGUCCCAGUCGCCGUCAGCUCGUCACGACAGCCAGGGAACAAUGGAUUCGGAUUUUCCUCCUACACCCACAAAACAGGCUUUUCCUUCAUCUGAGAGUAUUUUCAACUCCUUUCCUGGAGCUUCUAUAGACAGACAGGCCGAGCAAAUGCCGAGCGACAAUUUUGACUCGACCACUCCUCGUACUCCGAGGGAUAGCAUGCUGCCCCCAGACCCCAGCGGUUUGUCAAUUUCAGCUCCAAAUGAUUCACCACUGAAGCUUGAAGAUUUCAACUCGUCCACCAUUACCUUUCCAGCGACGCCAACGGCGCCUCGUGACUAUUUUGCCCCCACUGGGAAGCAAAAGAGUAUGUCAUUGGGUGGUUACAAUGCCCCCGAUGUCGAUACCAGUAUGACGUCUCGGUUCGAAAAGGUUGAGCUCAUUGGAACUGGGGAGUUCUCUCAAGUGUACCGGGUCUCGGGCCCGCGGGGAAACUCUCAGUACAAGUCGAUCUUCUCUCUUCCAACUGAAUCAACCUCUCCAUCUGCUUUACCUGAACGUAUCUGGGCGGUCAAGAAAGCAAAGCAAGCUUUCGGAGGUCCAAAGGACCGUACUCGCCGAAUGCGGGAAGUUGAAAUCUUGAGGGCACUUUCCAACUCUGACCAUGUCAUUUCUUUCGUCGAUCAUUGGGAAAGCAAAGGUCAUCUUUAUAUCCAGACAGAAUAUUGCGAGGAAGGGAGCCUUGAUGUUUUCCUGGCCCAAGCGGGCCUCAAAGCUCGAUUGGAUGACUUUCGGAUUUGGAAAAUUCUACUCGAAAUGUCCCAGGGACUCAAACACAUUCAUGAUUCCGGUUUCAUACACCUAGACUUGAAACCUGCGAAUAUCUUGAUUACCUUUGAAGGUGUACUCAAGAUUGCUGAUUUUGGAAUGGCUACAACCUGGCCUGCCGAGAAACACAUUGAAGGCGAGGGUGACAGGGAAUACAUGGGCCCCGAAGUGUUGAUGGGACUUUAUGACAAGCCUGCAGAUAUCUUUGCUCUUGGUCUCAUCAUGUUCGAAACUGCGGGAAAUGUCGAACUUCCUGAUAACGGAUUGUCAUGGCAAAAGCUUCGCAACGGUGAUAUCAGUGACGUCCCAAGUCUUACAUGGAGCUCCGAGACUAGCAUUUUCCGUGACGCAUCCGGCAAUCCGCUGUCUCAAGAUCCCUCGUUUGAGGAGCUCUGCAACUCGGACCCUGCCUUCAAUGACUCUGGUAUUGAUUUCGCAAGAUCGCAACAGCCGAAGCCGCAUCCCUUUGUCCGGAGCGGUGAACUCGUUGAACCACCCGGCUUCAUGGUUGAGGCCAGCCAUGAGUACGCUCUCGACAAGCUUGUGCGUUGGAUGAUAUCCCCCGAUCCGCUUGAUCGGCCAACUGCAGACCAGCUCCUGCAAACACACGGUGUGCAGUGGGCCAUGGCACGCCGACGUGCAGGGGCUACAGUCUUUGAAGGCAAUUGGGGUCCUGCUGAUGACAUCCUUUUGGAAGAUGCAGAGAUGAUUGACGUUUGA
This is a messenger RNA of Talaromyces rugulosus, 3318 nucleotides long. RefSeq lists its product as uncharacterized. The coding region runs from base 1 to 3318 and encodes 1105 amino acids. The transcript has 2 exons. The record is from RefSeq and is a predicted model, not a curated record. Gene Ontology annotation, biological process: protein phosphorylation. NCBI's taxonomy places the organism in Eukaryota, Fungi, Ascomycota, Eurotiomycetes, Eurotiales, Trichocomaceae. Gene Ontology annotation, molecular function: ATP binding; protein kinase activity.